UGUCAUUCCCUCCACUCCAUUCAAGCUAAAACGGGUUGGAUUUCUAUGCAAUGCAGGGAAAGGGAAAUGGGUUUGUGGACUUUACUAGAGGGGUUACUUCUUCUUGCAAAUGGACUAGCAAUAUUAAAUGAGGACCGUUUUCUUGCACCAAGAGGAUGGGGCUUCUCGGAUUUCUCAGUUGGAAGGACAAAAUCGUUCAAAGGCCAGCUUAUAGGUCUCAUUUAUGCAACUCAGUAUAUGAGAGUUCCUCUCAUACUUCUCAAUUCCAUCUUCAUUAUUGUAAAGUUGGUGUCUGGAUGAUGCCUAACAAGUAACAAGGUUCAGGAAUUUUUAUCCCUUGAUUUCAGGAAGG
Messenger RNA from Gastrolobium bilobum, 352 nucleotides. RefSeq lists its product as uncharacterized. Gene Ontology annotation, biological process: endoplasmic reticulum to Golgi vesicle-mediated transport. The record is from RefSeq and is a predicted model, not a curated record. NCBI's taxonomy places the organism in Eukaryota, Viridiplantae, Streptophyta, Magnoliopsida, Fabales, Fabaceae. The coding region runs from base 46 to 300 and encodes 84 amino acids. Gene Ontology annotation, cellular component: COPII-coated ER to Golgi transport vesicle; Golgi membrane; endoplasmic reticulum membrane. The transcript is spliced from 3 exons.